Nematolebias whitei (Rio pearlfish) is the source of this 816-nucleotide messenger RNA. RefSeq lists its product as uncharacterized. The record is from RefSeq and is a predicted model, not a curated record. Bases 1 to 816 code for a protein of 271 amino acids. NCBI's taxonomy places the organism in Eukaryota, Metazoa, Chordata, Actinopteri, Cyprinodontiformes, Rivulidae. The transcript is spliced from 3 exons. Gene Ontology annotation, biological process: response to bacterium.
AUGUUAAAUGACACAGCGAGGGAGCUGCCGCUGGUGUUUGCAACUCUGGCGUUAUUUUUCUUUCUUUUAGCUGUGAUUCAAACCCUCAAAGUUCCUGAGCAGAUUCAUGUGACUGAAGUUGAACUCGGUGGUACAGUGAGUCUGACGUGUGCGGCCCACGGGCACGAACAAGGAUUGUUUUACUGGUUCAAAAUUAAUUAUGGAUUUAUGGUCCAAACAGUUGCCAAGGGAAGUUUUGACAAUGUCAAUCUUGAUGGACCAUUUAUCAGCUCGAGAAUCACAGUCAUAAAAAAGUCUGAUGUGUAUUCUCUCACUAUAAGAAAAGUCAGGAAAGAGGACGAAGCUACUUACUUCUGUCAGGCAGGAGCAGCGUACACGAUGAUCUUUGUUAAUGGUACCUAUCUGGCUGUGAAAGCUUCUCACAAUGAACUUGUCUACGUGAAGCAAAGCUCAGAUAUCAGCUCGGCCCCGCUUGGCUCCACAGCCACUCUGCAGUGUUCACUUUACUCAGAAAAGGAAAGAAACUCACAUCAGUGUGAACGCAGCGCAUUCUGGUUCAGAGCUGGGUCACGGUCUGAUCCGGGAUUAAUUUACACACAUAAAACCAACUGCGAUCGACAAGCAAACAGAAGCUGCGUCUACCAACUGUCCAAAACGAUUCACAUGCCCUCAGACGCUGGGACCUACUACUGUGCUGUGGUCACAUGUGGACAGAUCCUGUUUGGAGAAGGAACUAAAGUGGAGACAAGUACGUUUUUAAAUAGAGAUAUAAAUGAUGUUUCAUAUUUCCAGACCUCUAAAGUUUAUUCAUGUUAA